CAGAUCCACAGAGUCUCUGGGAGGAGAGGCGCCAGCAUGACCACCACCUGGACUGAGGGUCACCACUCCCCAGGCCUCCCUGUGCCCCUCUUAAAGGCCACUCUCUGCUGGGCUCUGCUCAGGCAGAACUCUGGCUUCCAGAAGAGACGGUGGCAGGGAUGUUGGGAGACUGGGAGGAGCAAUGCAGGGAGCUUUGAGGAACAGUUACUCUGACUCACCCAGGGAUUCUCCUGUCUGCCUGGGGCAGGCGCUGGUGGGCCGGCUGUGAGACAGGUCAUUCACAACAGCGCCACUAGGGGUCACCACAGCCCCAGUGGGAAAAGGGGGAGUGGGGGCUGAGGGAACUUCAUUAGUCCCUCUACCACAUCCCCUCCCCAAGCUGAGAGACAGAUGUCUAGCUAGUUGGGUGGGGAGGGGGAGUAGCGGUGGAGAAAUGACCCUUGAGACUGCUGUGUGGUCCAACUAAACAGCUGUGUGUGUGUGUGUAUGUGUUUGGGUGAUUGUGAUAUGCGGGUGUGGGUAUACAGAUAGGCAUACACUUGAUAAAAAUCUGGUGACCAUAUACGCAUGUAUAGGUGGCCCUGUGUACAUGUGAAUGGGAGCAUGUACAUGGGUGCAGACAACUACAAGGAUAUAAGUAACCAGCGUGGAAAUGCACAAAUGCAUAGCCUGACUGUGGUGUGGGGGUGUGUACACACAGAAGUACCCUUGAUAAAAGUCUAGUGUCUGCGUUGUGUGGCAUUUGUGUUCAUCUGGGCAGGAGAGUACAUAUGGGUAUAUUUGUAUAAAAAUACGUAUAUAUGAACAAGCCUGAUGUGAGUGUGGGAGCGUGUCUGUAUGUGUGAGCAGUACAUGUGUGUGAACGGGUAUAACACGCAGUGGAAGUGUUUGUGUAGAUAUAUGAGGGUGAUUUGCAUGUAUGGCUGAGUGUGUGUGAGGGCAGCAUUUGUUGGGGCGGCACAUACAUGAGUGUGUACCACAGUGUGUGUGAGUGUGAGCCAGUGCCGACUGUGGGAGUCCUUCUGGGAAGGAGUGUGAAAGGAGACUCCAGUGUGAGAAGCAGCCUGUGUAAGUUUGUCAAGGGAGGGAGAGGAACUGCGUGUGUGGGCUCACACGUGUGCCCCAGCGUGCGUGAAUGUGUGGGCAUGGGCGAGUGUGUCACACUCGGUGGCUCCCGGUCAGUGGGCCCCCAGCCCGGCGGUGCCAGGCUGAGUCCAGAGCACACCCGGUGAGGGAAGUGGCCGAGGCUCCCACCUGAAGAUUGGCCCAGUCCUCAGGUUUCACUCAUGACCCUGUGACAUCAGCGGCAGCAGCUGUCCCCGCCGGCCCGGCCCCCCGGCCAAGUCCCCCAGAGUCGCAGCCGCAGCCGCGGUGGGCACGGCGCUCCGGCUCGGCACAAGCACUCCGCUCCCGUCCAGCAGCUGAAGCCACACAGUUGCCGGAGCUUGGGCCCAGGAGGCGGUUGAGAGCACUGGGGCAUUGGGCCCACAUCCCUAAGGCUGAAGAGGAUCUGGUUGGUUUGCUGUCAGUCCUGAGGGCAGCCAACCCCUUGCUGGGGAGAGUGUGGUGCAGGGCUCAGGGGUGAUGCUCUUGUGUCCAGCACCUGUGCAGCAGCAGCGCCUGGGCCUUGCAGGCACAUCUCCUAAUCCAACAGGGCCUGCACGCCCACCACCCCAGCCUGGCCCCUGGGCAGGCGGGAGGUGAGUAGCAGACAGCAGGCCCCAGCACCCCAGGGACUGCGCACUGCAGCUGCCCCAGCUUCCCGCCACCCUCCUGGCCUGUGAGCCCAGGAUGCAAGGAUGGCCAACUCGUCUCUGCCCACUCUGGUGCCUCUGGGCCCUGAGAGCCUGCGCCCCUUCACCCGGGAGUCCCUGGCAGCCAUAGAACGGCGGGCGUUGGAGGAGGAAGCCCGGCUGCAGCGGAACAAGCAGAUGGAGAUCCAGGAGACUGAGCGGAAGCCGCGCAGUGAUCUGGAGGCUGGCAAGAACCUGCCUCUCAUCUAUGGGGACCCUCCACCAGAGGUCAUCGGCAUCCCUCUGGAGGAUCUGGACCCCUACUACAGCAACAAGAAGACCUUCAUCGUGCUCAACAAGGGCAAGGCCAUCUUCCGCUUCUCCGCUACACCUGCUCUCUACAUGCUGAGUCCCUUCAGCAUCAUCAGACGCAGCGCCAUCAAGGUGCUCAUCCACUCGCUGUUCAGCAUGUUCAUCAUGAUCACCAUCUUGACCAACUGCGUGUUCAUGACCAUGAGUGACCCGCCUCCCUGGUCCAAACAUGUGGAGUACACCUUCACAGGAAUCUACACCUUUGAAUCCCUCAUCAAGAUGCUGGCCCGAGGCUUCUGCAUCGACGAUUUCACAUUCCUCCGGGAUCCCUGGAACUGGCUGGACUUCAGUGUCAUCAUGAUGGCGUACCUGACAGAGUUUGUGGACUUGGGCAACAUCUCAGCCCUGAGAACCUUCCGGGUGCUGCGGGCCCUGAAAACCAUCACGGUCAUCCCAGGGCUGAAGACGAUUGUGGGGGCCCUGAUCCAGUCGGUGAAGAAGCUGUCAGAUGUGAUGAUCCUCACCGUCUUCUGCCUGAGUGUCUUUGCCCUGGUGGGGCUGCAGCUCUUUAUGGGAAACCUGCGGCAGAAGUGUGUGCGCUGGCCCCAGCCCUUCAACGACACCAAUACCACCUGGUACGGCAAUGACACCUGGUACAGCAAUGACACGUGGAACAGCAAUGACACGUGGAGCAGCAAUGACAUGUGGAACAGCCAUGAGAGCAUGGCCAGCAACUAUACCUUUGACUGGGAUGCCUACAUCAAUGAUGAAGGGAACUUCUACUUCCUGGAGGGUGCCAAGGAUGCCCUGCUCUGUGGGAACAGCAGUGAUGCUGGGCACUGCCCCGAGGGUUACAAGUGCAUCAAGACUGGGCGGAACCCCAACUACGGCUACACCAGUUACGACACCUUCAGCUGGGCCUUCCUGGCUCUCUUCCGCCUCAUGACACAGGACUAUUGGGAGAACCUCUUCCAGCUGACCCUUCGAGCAGCCGGCAAGACCUACAUGAUCUUCUUUGUGGUGAUCAUUUUCCUGGGCUCCUUCUACCUCAUCAAUCUGAUCCUGGCAGUGGUAGCCAUGGCGUACGCGGAGCAGAAUGAGGCCACCCUGGCUGAGGAUCAGGAGAAAGAAGAGGAGUUUCAGCAGAUGAUGGAGAAAUUCAAAAAGCAGCAGGAGGAGCUGGAGAAGGCCAAGGCUGAUCAGGCUUUGGAAGGUGGGGAGGCAGGCGGGGACCCAGCCCACAGCAAAGACUGUAACGGCAGCCUGGACACAUCACCAGGGGAGAAGGGGCCCCCAAGGCAGAGCUGCAGCGCAGACAGCGGCGUCUCAGAUGCUAUGGAAGAGCUGGAAGAGGCCCACCAGAAGUGCCCGCCAUGGUGGUACAAGUGUGCCCACAAAGUGCUCAUAUGGAACUGCUGCACCCCAUGGGUGAAGUUCAAGAACAUCAUCCACUUGAUCGUCAUGGAUCCCUUUGUGGACCUGGGCAUCACCAUCUGCAUCGUACUCAACACCCUCUUCAUGGCCAUGGAACAUUACCCCAUGACGGAGCACUUUGACAAAGUGCUCACCGUGGGCAACCUGGUCUUCACGGGCAUCUUCACAGCCGAGAUGGUACUGAAGCUCAUCGCCUUGGACCCCUACGAGUACUUCCAGCAGGGCUGGAACGUCUUUGACAGUAUCAUCGUCACCCUCAGCUUGGUGGAACUGGGCCUGGCUAAUGUGCAGGGGCUGUCUGUGCUCCGCUCCUUCCGUCUGCUGCGGGUCUUCAAGCUGGCCAAGUCGUGGCCAACACUGAACAUGCUCAUCAAGAUCAUCGGCAACUCGGUGGGGGCGCUGGGCAACCUGACGCUGGUGCUGGCCAUCAUCGUGUUCAUCUUUGCCGUCGUGGGCAUGCAGCUGUUCGGCAAGAGCUACAAGGAUUGUGUGUGCAAGAUUGCCUCGGACUGCGCCCUGCCCCGCUGGCACAUGCACGACUUCUUCCACUCUUUCCUCAUCGUCUUCCGCAUCCUGUGUGGGGAGUGGAUCGAGACCAUGUGGGACUGCAUGGAGGUGGCUGGCCAGGCCAUGUGCCUUACCGUCUUCCUCAUGGUCAUGGUCAUCGGCAACCUGGUGGUCCUGAACCUCUUCUUGGCCCUGCUGCUGAGCUCCUUCAGCGCUGACAGCCUCGCGGCCUCGGACGAGGAUGGCGAGAUGAACAACCUGCAGAUCGCCAUCUGGCGCAUCAAGUGGGGCAUCGGCUUUGCCAAAGCCUUCCUCCUGGGGCUGCUGCAUGGCAAGAUCCUGAGCCCCAAGGAUAUCAUGCUCAGCCUUGGGGGACCCGGGGAGGCUGGGGAGGCAGGGGAGGCUGAGGAGAGUGCCCCCGAGGAUGAGAAGAAGGAGCCACCGCCUGAGGAUGAUGACAAAGACCUGAAGAAGGACAAUCACAUCCUGAACCACAUGGGCCUGGCUGAUGGCACUCCCAACAGCAUCGAGCUGGACCACCUCAACUUCAUCAACAACCCCUACCUGACCAUCCACGUUCCCAUUGCCUCCGAGGAGUCUGACCUGGAGAUGCCUACAGAGGAGGAGACUGACACUUUCUCAGAGCCUGAGGAUGGCAAGAAGCCACUACAGCCCCUCGACGGGAACUCCUCCGUCUGCAGUACGGCCGACUACAAGCCCCCCGAGGAGGACCCCGAGGAACAGGCCGAGGAGAACCCUGAGGGGGAGCAGCCUGAGGAGUGCUUCACCGAGGCCUGUGUGCAACGCUUUCCCUGCCUCUCCGUGGACAUCUCCCAGGGCCGUGGGAAGAUGUGGUGGACACUCCGCAGGGCCUGCUUCAAGAUUGUCGAGCACAACUGGUUUGAGACCUUCAUUGUCUUCAUGAUCCUGCUCAGCAGUGGAGCCUUGGCCUUCGAGGACAUCUACAUCGAGCAGCGGCGAGUCAUCCGCACCAUCCUGGAGUACGCUGACAAGGUCUUCACCUACAUCUUCAUCAUGGAGAUGCUGCUCAAGUGGGUGGCUUACGGCUUCAAGGUAUACUUCACCAACGCCUGGUGCUGGCUCGACUUCCUCAUCGUGGAUGUCUCCAUCAUCAGCCUAGUGGCCAACUGGCUGGGCUACUCCGAGCUGGGACCCAUCAAAUCCCUGCGGACACUGCGUGCCCUGCGUCCCCUGAGGGCACUGUCCCGCUUCGAGGGCAUGAGGGUGGUGGUGAAUGCCCUCCUGGGAGCCAUUCCCUCCAUCAUGAAUGUGUUGCUCGUCUGCCUCAUCUUCUGGCUCAUCUUCAGCAUCAUGGGCGUCAACCUGUUUGCCGGCAAGUUCUACUACUGCAUCAACACCACCACCUCCGAGAGAUUCGACAUCUCCGAGGUCAACAACAAGUCCGAGUGCGAGAGCCUGAUGCACACAGGCCAGGUCCGCUGGCUCAAUGUCAAGGUCAACUACGACAACGUGGGUCUGGGCUACCUCUCCCUCCUCCAGGUGGCCACCUUCAAGGGCUGGAUGGACAUCAUGUAUGCAGCCGUAGACUCUCGGGAGGAGGAGCAGCCGCAGUAUGAGGUGAACAUCUAUAUGUACCUCUAUUUCGUCAUCUUCAUCAUUUUCGGGUCCUUCUUUACACUCAACCUCUUCAUCGGCGUCAUCAUUGACAACUUCAACCAGCAGAAGAAGAAGCUUGGAGGGAAAGACAUCUUCAUGACGGAGGAACAGAAGAAAUACUAUAAUGCCAUGAAGAAGCUUGGCUCCAAGAAGCCUCAGAAGCCAAUUCCCCGGCCCCAGAACAAGAUCCAGGGCAUGGUGUAUGACUUUGUGACGAAGCAGGUGUUCGACAUCACGAUCAUGAUCCUCAUUUGCCUCAAUAUGGUCACCAUGAUGGUGGAGACGGACGACCAGAGCCAGCUCAAGGUGGACAUCCUGUACAACAUCAAUAUGGUCUUCAUCAUCGUCUUCACGGGGGAGUGUGUGCUCAAGAUGUUCGCCCUGCGCCAAUACUACUUCACCGUUGGCUGGAACAUCUUCGACUUCGUGGUUGUCAUCCUGUCCAUUGUGGGCCUCGCACUCUCCGACCUGAUCCAGAAAUACUUCGUGUCACCCACACUGUUCCGUGUGAUCCGCCUGGCACGGAUCGGGCGCGUCCUGCGGCUGAUCCGUGGGGCCAAGGGCAUCCGGACGCUGCUCUUUGCCCUCAUGAUGUCACUCCCUGCCCUCUUCAACAUUGGCCUGCUCCUCUUUCUGGUCAUGUUUAUCUACUCCAUCUUCGGCAUGUCCAACUUUGCCUAUGUGAAGAAGGAGUCAGGCAUCGAUGACAUGUUCAACUUUGAGACCUUUGGCAACAGCAUCAUCUGCCUCUUCGAGAUCACCACGUCAGCUGGCUGGGACGGGCUCCUCAAUCCCAUCCUCAACAGCGGGCCCCCUGACUGUGACCCCACACUGGAGAACCCGGGCACCAGUGUCAGGGGUGACUGCGGCAACCCCUCCAUCGGCAUCUGCUUCUUCUGCAGCUACAUCAUCAUCUCCUUCCUCAUCGUGGUCAACAUGUACAUUGCCAUCAUCCUGGAGAAUUUCAACGUGGCUACUGAGGAGAGCAGCGAGCCCCUGGGUGAGGACGACUUUGAGAUGUUCUAUGAGACAUGGGAGAAGUUUGACCCUGACGCCACGCAGUUCAUUGAUUAUAGCCGCCUCUCUGACUUCGUAGACACCUUGCAGGAACCACUGAGGAUCGCCAAGCCUAACAAGAUAAAGCUCAUCACGCUGGACCUGCCCAUGGUGCCCGGCGACAAGAUCCACUGCCUGGACAUCCUCUUUGCCCUGACCAAAGAGGUCCUGGGUGACUCUGGGGAAAUGGAUGCCCUCAAGGAGACCAUGGAGGAGAAAUUCAUGGCAGCCAACCCAUCCAAGGUCUCCUAUGAGCCCAUCACCACCACCCUCAAGAGGAAGCAGGAGGAGGUGUGCGCCAUCAAGAUCCAGAGGGCCUACCGCCGGCAUCUGCUUCAGCGCUCUGUGAAGCAGGCAUCCUACAUGUACCGCCACAGUCAGGACGGCAGCGGGGAUGGGGCCCCCGAGAAGGAGGGACUGAUCGCCAACACCAUGAGCAAGAUGUAUGGCCGUGAGAAUGGGAACAGUGGUGUGCAGAGCAAGGGUGAGGAGAGGGGCUCAACAGGGGAUGCUGGACCUGCCAUGGGGCUCACACCCAUCAGCCCCUCGGACUCUGCCCUCCCUCCCUCCCCACCCCUGGGGCUGACUGUGCGCCCAGGGGUCAAAGAGUCUCUUGUCUAGCAGGCUGCAUCAAGGUGGCCAGCAGAGCCUGGUAUAGCCCUAAAGCUCCCCUGUGGUGCCCGCUUGCUGAGGAAGCAGGGCUUUGAGUCUGGGACUGAUCUGGCUCCCUGUCAGUGACAGGAUUUGGCCAUGCUGGGGCUGACACUCAGAAUGGAGCACCUGCCUCCCCAGGUCAUAGAAAAUGGGAAUUGCACUCUGAGGUUCCAAACUGGGCCUGAGGCCCCUGCCUCCAUGAUUUCACCUUCAAGUUGUUCUCACCUCCUCAUGGGCCCUGCUACCCCUCCUCUUGGCCUGGGGGGAGGUCAGAACAUCAGAAUCUCUGCCCUCCACUUGGGGAGGAGCUGGCCUACAAUGGAGGGAUUUGCUGCCUUCCUGCCACCAGAGUCUUAAGAGCUACUGGCCUCUCCCCAGGCAGUGGCUCAGGUGCCCAGCCCCUCCAGGACGUCUUAACUUCAGUGACAGCAGACACCUGACCCCAGGCCCUGCCAGCUCUCUGACUCUGAGAUGCAGCUUCACCCUGCCAGCUCAGGAUUUCCCUGGGAAAGAGAAGUGUCACUGGUCCAGAGAUGGCUCCACAAACCUGAUUGGCCACUGGAUCCUGACACAUCGGGCUGGGGUUGUGUUCCCUGAAACCAUUUCCCAGUUUGUCCAUUGUCCAGACCCCUGGCUCCCCUGGCUGGCCCCUGGGGGAAGAACAGAAGGAGAAUUCCACUUGAGGACUGUCUUUUUCUGGGAAGCACAGAUGGGUAGUAUAGGGUGGAUCCUACCAGCUGUGUCAUUGCACUGGAGGCUUUCUUGGCCUUAGCACCCAGACCUGGGGUGGGGUCGGGGACCCUGGGGCUCAGGAGGCAGAUUCCUGUCCCUCCCUCCCUUCCUCAGUCCUCCAUUAGCACUGGGGCUCCCUGUAGCCUCACCAAGCCUCGAGAUCACCUUGUCGUCCCCCACCACGCCCAUCUCUUUCUCCCUCCUCAUCUUUUCUUCUCCCUCCUCAAAGUGAUCCUAAGAACGUUAUAGUUGAGCCCAUGUGAGAGAUUUCAACACCGGGGCAUGCUUGGCUCACCUGGCUCAGGCCCAGCCUUCCAACUUCCUGCUGCCUGGAAAGCCGGGUGGCACGUCAGCUGGCAUGGCAGUGCCAGGCCUCUGCUGGCUCCUGGAGAACAGACAGAGGCCAAGCUUGGAGAAGGGGGUGAGAGACCUGCUCAGGCAUUACUGGAUUUAUUCACCUGUGUGUGUCCCUUUGUGUCUGCUUUGUGCCAUGUGUAUAGCUGUGUGUGUGUGUUAAAGUGUGUGAACCACCGCGUCCUACGAUGACUGCAUAUGCAUGUGUGUAUGGUUAUAUUUGUAUAUAUGUGUGUCAUUGUGCCCCUGUAGUGUCUGGCUGGUGUGUGUGUGUCUUCUGUGCAGGGCUGUCCAUGUGGUAUGCCUGUGUUGUGAGUGUGUGUACAAGUGUGAACACGUGGUAAGGUUUGCACAUUGAGUCCCUGUUGGCCUUAGUUCCUCUUCUUUUUCUUCUUGUUUCUCAUGAACAGUUUGAUUAAAACUCAGGAAGCAGCAAAACCUCCAAAACAACAUGUGUGUGUGUUUGUGUGUGUGCACACCCAAGGCUGGAGCCUUCCUUUCUGUCUGCCCUCCUCACCGCCCUACCUGGGCAUCCCUCUCUCUCACUCCCCAUGAGUCCACUCUUCUCUCUUCCUCUGGUUCUCUUCAUCACACCCAUUGCCCCAGCCCUGCUCCCCAUCUCCUGCCUGUGUCCUCUGCGGAAGGAGGCCCCCACUCCUUCUGUCUCCUCCUGCAGAAGGUUCAUCCUAUAGGGGGCAGCCUCGUCCCUGACCAGCCCUCUGCCCACUGCCUUUCCCUCCUCCAGCCCUGGACGGGUGCGGCCCUAAGAGCCUCAGCAUCUGCUGGACUGGAUAUCCUCCCCUGGACCGUGUACAGAUUGCAGAGCCUUCCCCACCUGUGGCCCUCUCCCCUGCAGAUCCACACCCAUUCGCACCUUGUCUGGGUGGGGACAGGCCCAAGCCAGGCCGGCAGAUGGGGUCCUUUGUACAGUUCUUAUAAUAAACCUCCCCCUGGUGCCUCUGA
Equus caballus (horse) is the source of this 9383-nucleotide messenger RNA. The record is from RefSeq and is a predicted model, not a curated record. Lineage: Eukaryota; Metazoa; Chordata; Mammalia; Perissodactyla; Equidae.